GAGUGUGUGUGUGUUUCACGCUGAGGAACUGGUGUGUGUGUGUACAGAAGAAUCAGUAAUGAUGAAGUGCUUGUAUCUUUUGUCUGUCGUGUUUCACGUGGCUGCAGGCUGUGAUCUCUCUGGUGAUAAUCAUCAGGUGUUUAAUGGAUCCCAAGGAGGUUCAGUUCUGUUACCCUGCUCCUGCUCUGACCUGAACACCAAACCUCAGACAUUCACCUGGAGGACCUACAGAACAGGACCUUCGACUGACAUGUUAAAUGAUGAACACUACCGUGGCAGACUUCAGCUGUUUAAUAACAUUUCUCCUGGUAAUCUGUCUCUGUUCAUAUCUGACCUGAGAGAAGAAGAUGGGGCAGACUACAGGUGCAGCACUGAGAAGGAAUACAGAGACAUGAAGAUUAAUGUUAAAGUAGGAAGAAGAGAAACUUCAACACACUCGGGGAAAACAGACAGAAGACCUCCAUCAGAACAGCCUCCAUGUAAAACAACAAACUCUCCACCUUCAUCAUCCUCAACAACACUGGAACAAGAUAAACAACAAACUCACAGCAGCCUCCCUCUGGGCUGUGAGCUGGUGAAGAAGGCAGAGGUAGAGGACAUCACUGUGUUCACAGGAGAGUCUGUAGUUCUGCCCUGUGUCUGCACUGACCUACAGAACAAACCAAAGUCUCUAAAAUGGGAGUUUUCAAUACCAACAGAAUCUAAUAGCAAUCAUUAUCAGGAAAUUUACCCUGAACAGACUGGACAUCACAGAAACAGAGUCAAACUGGUCAGUAAAAACUCUCCAGGAAACCUCUCUCUACUCCUAUCAGACCUGACUGAAGAGGACCAGGGAAACUACAGAUGUUCUGUACAGGCAGAGAGAAAAGAUUUCAGACUAAAUGUUAAAGUAGGAAGAAGAGAAACUUCAACACACUCGGGGAAAACAGACAGAAGACCUCCAUCAGAACAGCCUCCAAGUAAAACAACAAACUCUCCACCUUCAUCAUCCUCAACAACACUGGAACAAGAUAAACAACAAAUUCACAGCAGCCUCCCUCUGGUGUUUGGCAUUGCUGCGGCUUUUCUGUUGGUGAUAGUCGGUGUAGUGGCAUUUAUUUGUUGGAGACACAAAGGAGGAAGAUGUGGAAAGAAGGUGAUUACUGAAGGACGUCCAAAGCAGAAGGAUCAGACUGUACCUGAUGUUACUUACUCUACUGUAAGCCACAUUCACACAGCCGGAGCAGCUCGGGUCCAGAUCAACGCUGGAGAGAAAACCGAAUACGCCAGCAUUGUAACAAACUAAUCUGCAGUAAAUAUAUAGAAUAAUGCUGAAAUCAUACAGUAGAUUAAAUACAUACCAUGAUAAGCACAGGAUUCAGGAUAUUGACUUGAUUUAUUUUCCUGUGAUUUUUUUUUUUUCUAGCCAUAAACAACAGACUUAAUCAUAUGUGUGCUGAUGAAUAAUCUCAGAAAUCAUUUUUGAGCAUAUGUGUCAUUUUAUAUCUUUUGUGAAGCAUUUUUUAAACAGAAAAAAGACAAAAAGACAGAAAAAAUGAAGUUCAUCACCCUGUUUUGUGUAAGACGACUGCUGUAGAAGUUGUGUUUGUUUGUGACUGUCGUGGGAAAGUCGUCUGGACUGAAUGUGGAUUUCAAAAUGAGUUUUUGUAAAACACACUUAUAGUUAGUUAAAGGGUUUGUGACAGUGGUCUUGUUGAGUGUGGAGUAUUACACAGUAUUCUUUCUGCAUGGUACAAUGUUGGUUAACUGAAGCUGUGAGAAAGAUGCAGUUGUCAUUCUCCCAUCAGCCCCCACGUUGCCCUGACCACAGUCAUAUGGUCACUUUGACAUGCUGGGUAUCUCUCAUUGGCUCUGCAGAACUAUGAGAAUGCUAGUUGUUCAUGUGUCUGUGGUUUUAUAAACUGUGAAUACUUGUCAGCGUCCUUAUUAAAAAGUCUCUGGUGCAUGGGGGGAGGGGAAUCACUGGUCCACCUGCGGUCAAUCCUAACGUCCUCUACAUUAGUUGGCUCUGUACACAGUGACCUGGCUGAUGCUUGAUAAUGUCUGUAUAGCUGAUAUUAUUGUGUGAAGUUAUCUUCAUGCUGAUGAAUUGUACAACCUGCUUCACUGUGAGAACAAGUGCUGAGAACAGACACAGUGCAGGACCGCUGAUGUGAACCAGUCCUGUGGUUGUAGCUCAUGCAUUACAUCAGACUCUCUUAGUGUUCAGUUUAUUAGUACAGAAGGUCUUACUAUUAUUAUUAUCAUUAUUACUAUUCAGUCUCCUGUUAUUCAGCUUAGAGCGGUUAUAUUUUGGCACAAAUGACUUUUUUAAGUAAUUAAGUUUUAUAAAGUCACUGCUGCUGAAAUGGGUUCCAUAUACAAUGUUUAAGGAUUUUUAGGGAACCUGUUUUUCACACAAUCAUGUCUACAAUCUUUUAGUGUGUGUUCAGUCAUCAUUUUGAGCUGUUUCCAGACAUCUCACCAGGUCUGAUUUAGUUCAUGUUCGCCAUGCACCUCUGGGGUUCAGGGUUUGAUUCUCACCCCUGCCCUGUAUGAGAAGUUUGCAUCUUCUCCUUUGGGAGUUUCUUUCAGGUACAAAGACAGUCCAGAGACAUGCACUGUAGGUUGAUGAACAUCUUUACACGCAGAUUUCCCUAUGUUGGUAGCCCAUCCAGGGUGUCCCACAAGUUCCCUGGGACAUGCUUUGUGUAGGAUAAGUGGUACAGAAGAUGAGUGGAUGGAUUUUUUUUUUAGUUUGUUUGUUUGUUUAUAUGUAUAAUACUUUUAAAAUGAUAUCAGACCCAUUACACUUUUCUUUUCUUUUCAUUUGCUUUGUGGUGGACACAUGGAAUACUUUUUUAGAAUAAUAGCAUGAAAUGUAUGUGUAGAGUGUAGAGAAAUGUAUGUACGUUCUCAGAAUUAUCAUUAUCAUUAUCAGAAUUAUCAGAAUUAUCUCAGAAUUUUCGAAAGCUACGAAAUCAACAGCUUCGAUUUCAUGACUGCAAUAAUUACUUUCCACCACCAGAUGUCGAAGUUUUCAAUGUUCUGGCGCAUCAGAAAGUAGGAUUUUGUGAUUUCCUGUUUACAUAGACAAUAAAUGUAAUUUAAAUGUAAUAAACAAUUAGUGAAAUCUUAUUUGUUAGAAAGGAAUAAGCUUAUGAAAGAAAUGUUCAGCUUGCUGUCAAUAAAGAAUUAAAAUUGGUCUCA
This is a messenger RNA of Hemibagrus wyckioides, 3189 nucleotides long. RefSeq lists its product as uncharacterized. The transcript has 8 exons. Bases 59 to 1285 code for a protein of 408 amino acids. Lineage: Eukaryota; Metazoa; Chordata; Actinopteri; Siluriformes; Bagridae. The record is from RefSeq and is a predicted model, not a curated record. Gene Ontology annotation, cellular component: external side of plasma membrane. Gene Ontology annotation, biological process: cell surface receptor signaling pathway; negative regulation of T cell proliferation; cellular response to lipopolysaccharide.